CUCUCUCUCUCUCUAAAUUUCUCUAAAAGAAAAGAAGAAACGAUGGUCGAAGACCAGGUGGAGCCCUCGAUCGCCGCCGCCUCGUCUCCUCCCUCCUCCGGCGCGCCCACCCCCACUGCCGCCGGAGGCUCCCUUCAGUUGCUCCUCCGCCCUCGACGCGAGCCCUUCGAGCACGGCCUCCUUCCUAUCCCCAAGCUCAUUUUCUCAGACGGCACCCUAACCCUAGCGGCUCUUGCCGACAAGCUUCUCCGCAGAUCCAUCCCCUCUCCACACCGCGUCGACGCCACCAGCCUCGCUGAUGCGCUACAGAUCUCGCUCGACUACGCUCGCCUUGCCCUCGACACCCUUGCCUCCGUCCUACCUUCCGAACCUGAUCCUGACGGGACUGCCGACGUGCACGUUCUUGUUCUCUUCCUCUGCAUCCAGUCUUACAAGCGGUUGGUCCCCCGUCCGCACAAGGACUCGGCUGCUAUUGCUGAUGUCUGGCCCUCGACAUCAGCCUUCGAUGGCUACCUCUCUGCCCUGUCACCAAUUCAGCUUGUACGCAGUAACAGUCGUCGUUUUAUGCCUUCACAAGCAGAUGAAGAAGCUCAUCAGUUAUCAUACUUACAGAAGCAUAUGGCCAAUAUUGUUACCCUUUUGGCAGAGUCUGUUGAAGGGGAGGGCGAUGAGUCUCUGGUUUUGACAAUGGAAAGAUUUGAACACCUUGGUUUCCUCCUCCAUUUCUCCGAAGGAAUUCCAUUGACCCAAGCAGCUCCUUUUUUUGCUAAUUCAGAUCCAGAUAUGCCUGCUGUUCCUGUUUCUGCUGGCCAAGUCCAUGAUUGGAUUGUUCAAAACAUAGUUGCUUCGUUGGAACAUAAUGCUGAAAAGGUAUUAGCAAAGGAAAACGGAAUGCAGAAUUCUUCAGACUUGGAUGUGCCUAUGGCUGAUGCCUGCUUAAGUCAUACAAGAGUCCAAAGCAGCAGCUUGCCUCUUGGCACCUCUGUGUCUUCUAAUUCAGCGUACUCUACGAGUACAACUUUUGUCGAGGGUGUGUCAAAAUCUUCAGUGGUGAAGCAGCCAUGUGAUAUUAAAGGGCAUUCCAUAAAGGUGUUAAAUUGCCAUGAUUCAGUGAUAUACAUAUUGGCACCCUUGAGAUAUGCGACGAUUUAUGGGUGUUCUGAUGCAACUAUUGUUCUUGGUGCCAUUGGUAAGGCUGUUAGAGUGGAGCAUUGUGAAAGGGUACAGGUUAUUGUAGCUGCAAAGCGCAUUUGCAUUGCAAACUGUAGAGAAUGUGUGUUUUAUUUGGGGGUUAAUCAACAACCUCUUAUUGUUGGAGAUAAUCAUAAAUUACAAGUUGCACCAUUUAAUACCUUUUACUCACAAUUGGAAGAGCACUUAGCUCAAGUCGGUGUUGAUUCAAGUGUCAAUCGAUGGGAUGAACCCUUGGUGCUGGGAAUGGUUGAUCCUCAUGAUUCUUUGUCUCACCCUGCAGGGAUCUCAGAUGUUCAAGCUGAGUCAGCCACAUGUGUUGAUCCUGAUCAAUUUACUAGUUUCUUGAUUCCAAACUGGUUUGGAGCCGACUUACCACAAUCUACAAAAGAUAACCCAUUUCCACUGCCUGAAAUAUAUGGAGCAUCCCAGCAGAAGAAGAAGUCAAAUUUGAUUGAUAUUCAACAAGCUAUCAGGAAUGUGCAUCUUGAUGAGAACCGGGAGCGAGAAUUAACAUCUGCCCUACAUGUACAUUUUAAAGACUGGUUAUAUGCUUCGGGGAAUAUUCGCCAGCUAUAUUGUCUACAAGCUGAUUGAAAUGUUAAAAUGUUUGAUUGCUGGAGGUAGUCUAUGCCCACUGCAUUCCUUACAAAAUAACAAAAGGUUCUUCCCCUCUCAAAUUAGACCUCACAUGCUUUACAAAUUUUUCGAUAUGUAUUGUAACUGGCAUCCGCUGUGACUGGAGGUCGGCAAACUAGUUCUGCAUCAUGUUGUUGGAUGUACAUUUGGAACUAGGUCCUGUUGUGUGUUGAGGGCUUCAGUUUAUCAUUAUUUUUUCCUUUUUCUUCUUUUCUUUUCCUUCCUAAAACCUUUAGUUACCCCUUUUCUUCAAAGAUCGUGCUGGGCAUGUUGUGGUUGCGGUGCAUGGAGCUGCAGUUAUUGGUUAGCUACUGGUCAAUAAUACUGCUAGUGAAAUUAGAGAUUUCCCUCAUAAUUUUAUCCAAAGGACAUGAAUGUGGGAUCCGAUUGUGAUAUUUUUCA
Messenger RNA from Musa acuminata AAA Group (dessert banana), 2232 nucleotides. RefSeq lists its product as uncharacterized. Lineage: Eukaryota; Viridiplantae; Streptophyta; Magnoliopsida; Zingiberales; Musaceae. The transcript has 9 exons. The record is from RefSeq and is a predicted model, not a curated record. The coding region runs from base 43 to 1788 and encodes 581 amino acids.